Molecule: messenger RNA, 765 nt
Organism: Mycena indigotica
Lineage: Eukaryota; Fungi; Basidiomycota; Agaricomycetes; Agaricales; Mycenaceae
Exons: 2
Coding region: 1-765 (254 amino acids)
Source: RefSeq, a predicted model, not a curated record
AUGUGGUCACCUCACGGUCACACACGACAAAAUACUAGUAGUCUUCCGCCUCCAGUUUACGCAGCGGCUGGAAAUCCUACUUCGCAUUGGUGGAACCAGACCUUCAUAACUGGGCCGGCUCGCUCUGUGGUCGCCUUCGCCUUGACGGAUUGCACAGACGACAUUAUUGAGCAGUUGGCCCCCAUGCUAGCACGCACUCCCGACGUAAAAAUCCAGCUGCGCACAGUUGAAGACAGUAAAAUGGACCAGAUUUACACCUUAUUCCGCCACAUCGAAUCAAGGGCCGGGGACACGGCCCUCGUCAGAGAAUUUCAAACCGCACUCUGGCUCCGCGCAAAGUCCGCGCGGUACAUUAUGCAUCCCGGCCUCCCGGCGCUAAUCCAGGCUGACCGCUAUCGCGACCACCAAUCAUCAUCAGCUCGUCGUGCCGAACAGGAGUUGCUGGAAGCCUCACCCUAUAGCACCACCUGGUUUCCCGAAACAUUCAACCCAGUAUACCCCCGUUCGGUCGUCCAAUUCGCCCUGAUCGACAGUGUUGGCGACAUCGUCAAGGACCUCGAACCUUUCCUCAUGCGAAACUACGCUGUCCGUGCACAGAUCCACGCGGCACGGAAAACUGUAGACCAAAUCAAUAUCCUCCUCAGCUGGCUGGACGCUCAACCCGGAAAUGCGGCCCUCAUUUCUGCUUUCCAAGGGGCUGUUUAUACUCAUUCCGGUAUAGAAUGGGCACUGAAUGCAAGACUCAUCGCACGACUUGGAAAAUGA